Sporothrix schenckii 1099-18 is the source of this 2790-nucleotide messenger RNA. RefSeq lists its product as uncharacterized. Gene Ontology annotation, biological process: mRNA processing. Gene Ontology annotation, molecular function: mRNA binding. The transcript has a single exon. The coding region runs from base 1 to 2790 and encodes 929 amino acids. The record is from RefSeq and is a predicted model, not a curated record. NCBI's taxonomy places the organism in Eukaryota, Fungi, Ascomycota, Sordariomycetes, Ophiostomatales, Ophiostomataceae. Gene Ontology annotation, cellular component: exon-exon junction complex.
AUGGCUGCUGCUACCGCCACGCCCUCUCCCAAUCCCACACAAAAACGCAAUGUAUCUCGUCGAAUAAGGGCCGUGGGCCGCCGUCGGCGUGCAGGAGAGGAAGACAUCAGCGAAGGCGGCGCCAACAGCGCAGUGGAGUUGGUUAACGACGACUCGCUUACAGAAGGCUCUAUCGCCAGCGAUGAGCAAGACGCGGUGCACGAUAGUGAUACCAGUAAUGUGGACGAUGCAUCACCAACCGUUCCGGCACACGACAAACGACCGGUUGCUCGGACAGGCGGAGGACAAGGAAAUGCGCGUGGCAAUGGGGCAACCGGCGGAUCCGCACUGCGAACACCGGCCAAUGCGGCAGACAGCCCCGUGGAUGCAGCCGCAAAGGCGUCCUCGACAUCCGCUCCUUCGAGCCAGCCACAAUCUACGGCACCUUCCGUCAAACAGCCCCAGCCUGCCAUUGUUUCGUCGUCGUCAGUUCAACCGCCUCGGCGGGAGACGGCCUACGAUCGACAACGUCGGGAACACGACCUCUACAAACAGCGGAGAGACGAAGAUCCUUCAUUUGUGCCGAACCGAGGUGCCUUCUUUAUGCACGAUCAUCGCGGUGCUGGCCCUGCUGCCAAUGGCUUCCGACCGUUCGGUAGGCCCGGACGAGGUGGUCGCCGUGGCGGCUUUGGUGGAUCGUUCUCCCCUAUGCAGUAUGUCACGUUUUGUAGUGUCUCUGUUUUGUUGUCACAUCAUGCGCAAAAUGCAUCGCUAACUCUCCUCAGUAAUCAAUUCCACAAUCAGGCCGAUCCCAUUGCCAGUCAACCGUGGACUCAUGACAUGCACGAAGCGGUCACGCAACCGAACCCAUCACGCCUGUCGAUCCCCCGCCGCCAAAAUUAUGACGCUGUCAACCAGUACGCGAACAGCCAGUACGCUGGGAGUCAGUAUGCCGAAAGUCAAUACGCUGGGAGUCAGUAUGCUGGGAGCCAGUAUGCCGGAAGCCAAUAUGGUGGCAGCCAAUUUGGUGGCACCCGCGUUCCUCCCCCCGUGACCGUCAUUCCGACAUGUCCACCGAGCUCCACGCCCAUCAACAGGUCCAUGUCGGUCGAGAAGCCACUGGGUAUCGUGACCGUCCGCGUUUUCUUCCCGCCGAUGAAGGAGCCCGCCUUUUUUGAAAAGUUCAAGGCUAUGCAAUAUACCAAACUACCAGACCACCGGCCCCCGCUGCGGCGAGACAAGGCUGUUGUCAUCGAUUUGCCAGGCCAUCCAAAACGGCAAAUCUUUCCAGCAGUAGACCGGUCGUUUAUUUUUAUUCCUCGCGCAUUGCGACCCAAUCAGCAGCGCACCCGCGGUGGUCGCAACAAGUCUGUUAUGGGCUCCGUGUCGGGUUUCUCGCGCCGCACAAGUGUCUUUGGUGGAAGCUAUUACAACGGCAGCAUGUAUUCCCCCAGUGUCGCUCUUAGUCGUCGUUCGUCUAUUGCCCAAGACACCGGGAGGGACUUCAUUAUAUCACCAGCCGGCUCGGUUAUUUCCCGCCCGCCCAUGGCGAUGGAAAACACAGCCCGUCCGGUCGUGCGUCUACCGCCUGCCGCUGGACCCCCUGUUCAGCCUGUUGGUAUGCCGGUGGGCAUACCCGUUGCAGCUGUGCCCGGGCCCAUGAUCGUUCCUGCAAUGGAGCUUGCCCCCAUUCCCAUGCCCUCCUAUCCCCAGCAACAGCCUCCAUAUGCCCCCCUGCCGGCAGCACCGGCUGUGAACCCACAGCCGAACCAGCAACCAUCGCAAGGGCCUCCCCCUUCACCUUCGCGGCCCAGUUCUCAAAAGCCUGGGCAAUCACAGCCUGCCCCACCGGCCCAGGCGUCUGAGGAGUCACAGCCACCGCAGCCUCCUCAACCGACUCAAUCUUCCCAGCCAUCUCAAACAUCGCAGCAAUCACAGCCCUCACAGCCCUCCCAACCAUCCCAGUCUCACCAGCCUUUGGAGACUUCUUCGCUCAGUAGCGUCCCACCGCCUCAGCACCAUCCACUGCCGCAAAAGCCGACGUUCCAAGAAAACCGGCCAAGUCUCAGUUUGCCUAUGCACCAACCCCGGCCGCAGAAAGCUGUUUCCGUCGAAAAUAUCGAAUCCCCCGCCGCGCUUGGUGCCAUGCAGCCUUCAGCGCCGCAGCCGUACUCUAUGGCAUUCCACCAGCAGGUGCCUAUUUCGAUGCCGUCUGGCUACCCGCCCGCUGAAUCGCACUCGCGGCAUCCAUCAUAUCAAUCCCACACCACUGGCACGCCUUUAUCACAAAUUCCCGAACGGGCCAUCCACGCUGCUCCUUUCCAGCCAAACAUGCCAGGCCAGCAACAGAUGUCAUACCCGCAGCAAAACAACAUAGGCACGCCUGGCGGGCCAGCGUAUUACGCCGGCGCCCCAGGUAGUUAUGUCAUGCAACCUGCGCAGCAGCAAGGCUACUACUACGCCACUCCAACGACGUACUCGUCAACUAUGCCCUCCGGAGCCAACAUGCCAGGCUUCGUCCCUGGUGGCGCGCCACAAGGUCCCGUGUCCGCCUAUGGCCAACCAGGUCAAGUUGACGCAUCCGGCGGAGCGAGUGCUGGCCCUCGCAACAUGGUUGCACAGGAGGUGAAUGGGAUGGUAUAUUACGUGGAUGCAUCCCAGAUGCCCUCGGUACCAACCUAUCCGGGAUAUGCCCAAGCACCAGCACCGCAAGGCGGAUACAUGUCCAGUAUGGGCAGCAUGGUCACGCCGGCACCUGCUGAAGGAUACUACUAUGGAGGGCAACCUGGCAUGAUGUACUAUCCGCAGUAA